Messenger RNA from Dentiscutata erythropus, 123 nucleotides. Lineage: Eukaryota; Fungi; Glomeromycota; Glomeromycetes; Diversisporales; Gigasporaceae. The record is from the annotation of a GenBank genome assembly.
GAGCUAAUAUAGUUUUAUCAGUGCAAAAAGAUGACGCUAUUUUAAAUAUUUACUAUUCCGAUGAAAAAGUUCUAUUGAAAUAUACUGAUUAUGAUAAUGACUUUGAAACUUUUCUACAAUUAA